Messenger RNA from Gracilinanus agilis (Agile Gracile Mouse Opossum), 2891 nucleotides. It is a transcript of the gene FYN, whose product is annotated as FYN proto-oncogene, Src family tyrosine kinase. The transcript is spliced from 10 exons. Lineage: Eukaryota; Metazoa; Chordata; Mammalia; Didelphimorphia; Didelphidae. The record is from RefSeq and is a predicted model, not a curated record. Bases 1 to 1353 code for a protein of 450 amino acids. Gene Ontology annotation, biological process: T cell receptor signaling pathway; cell surface receptor protein tyrosine kinase signaling pathway; innate immune response. Gene Ontology annotation, cellular component: extrinsic component of cytoplasmic side of plasma membrane. Gene Ontology annotation, molecular function: ATP binding; signaling receptor binding; non-membrane spanning protein tyrosine kinase activity.
AUGCUGCAAGCCCCCAAAGGCCGCUUCUGUGAAAGUACAGACGGGAGCUCUUCCAGCCAGGAACCAAACCACCUCUGGGACUUGGGCUGGGAAUCUCCCCAAUGCGGCUUCCCAUCCUCAAGCAUCACCCUGCUAGAGGGCCUGGGAGGAAAUUUGCAGUGUGGCAAGGAGCCCGAUCAAGUCAGGCUCAGCUUCAGCUCAUUUGGCUUCUUCUGGCUUUUGUGUCAGGAACUGAUUAGCCCUGCUGCCCCAGGUGGGAGGAAAGAAAGCGCGAGGCUUUACACAAAUAUUUUCACUGUAAUUAACUUUUCGAUGAAGUACCUCGUGUCCCAGACUAGACGACUUCUUGUGACCCAAACGUGCCUGCAUCUUUAUGGCCCCCACACCUUUACCGAUGCUCUUACUAACACCUGGAAUACUCUGAAAAUUUUUGUGACAGUCAUCUACACACUCAAUGAAGGUAUCCUUGAUGAAAAUGUUAAAAGGAAAAAAGAAGGAGACUGGUGGGAAGCCCGUUCCCUGACUACAGGAGAGACUGGUUACAUUCCCAGCAAUUAUGUGGCUCCAGUUGACUCUAUCCAGGCAGAAGAGUGGUACUUUGGGAAACUUGGCCGCAAAGAUGCAGAAAGACAACUCUUGUCCUUUGGAAAUCCACGAGGUACCUUUCUUAUCCGAGAGAGUGAAACCACCAAAGGUGCCUAUUCACUUUCUAUUCGUGACUGGGAUGAUAUGAAAGGAGACCAUGUCAAACAUUACAAGAUCCGAAAACUUGACAAUGGUGGCUACUAUAUUACAACAAGAGCCCAGUUUGAAACUCUUCAGCAGCUUGUCCAGCAUUACUCAGGUAAUUAUUCAUUGCUACUUGGCUCCCAAGCUUACAUCGAGCGAAUGAACUACAUCCAUCGAGAUCUGCGAUCUGCCAACAUCCUGGUGGGGAAUGGGCUCAUAUGCAAGAUCGCCGAUUUCGGCUUAGCCAGAUUGAUCGAAGACAACGAAUACACAGCGAGACAAGGUGCAAAAUUCCCCAUCAAGUGGACAGCUCCGGAAGCAGCCCUCUAUGGAAGGUUCACCAUCAAAUCUGACGUGUGGUCCUUUGGAAUCUUACUCACAGAGCUGGUAACCAAAGGGAGAGUGCCCUAUCCAGGCAUGAAUAACCGUGAAGUCUUGGAGCAGGUGGAACGUGGGUACAGGAUGCCGUGUCCUCAGGACUGCCCUAUCUCCUUGCAUGAGCUUAUGAUUCACUGCUGGAAAAAAGACCCUGAGGAGCGCCCCACAUUUGAAUAUUUGCAGGGUUUCCUGGAAGACUACUUUACAGCAACAGAACCCCAAUACCAACCUGGUGAAAACCUGUAAGUCCCAUGGCCCGUCCGCAGAAAGCAUCAUCCAGGUGGUCAUUCCCCUCCCUCUUAGCUUCCAAUUCAGUAGCUCACUGCUCUUGGAGCAGUGUGGACUCUUCCAGGACCAGAGUGCAUGUGAGUCUGAAGUCUGAAGAACAACCACACCCCUCAUCGAUGACCACUCGUCCCCAGAUCUGAAUGUCCUCUGUGAAGAAUAAAGAGGCACAAACUUGUUAACUUCUCAAGAGACUUUGGAAAAUGCAUUGUAUCGAUGUUAUGUAAACGGCAAAACCUCUUUUCAGUGUAAAUAGUUACUCAGUGCCAAUAACUGACCCUAGUGCUUUCCUUUUUUAAAUGCAAAUCUUAUGUGAUUUUAACUCUGUCUUCACCUGAUUCAACUAAAAAAAAAAAAAACAAAAAAACGAAAAGUAUUAUUUUCCAGAAGUGGCCUCUUUGUCUAAAACAAUAAACUUUUUUUUCAUGUUUUAACUAAAGAAAAUCAGGACAGGUGUUUGUUUUUUGUUUUUGUUUUUUUUAUAAAUAUAAAUAUAUAUAUAAUAUAUACAUACCUGUACAUACAGUAUGUGGGUACUGCUGCAGAGAACUUGUUGCCAAGCGAUGGGCCCCGUGGCUGCAGUACCCAGAGAGUGAUAAUUUUACUGCAAACAUUUAAGAAGAAGAAGAAGAAGAAAAGAAGACAAGCGCUGGUGUUAUUCUGAAAACCAGUGGUCUAAUUUUUGGCUUUUGCCAAGCAUGAAUUUUUUUUAAUCGGAUUGCACUUUUUUGUUUGUCUGUUCGUUUCUGGCUGUACCUGUAGAUGGUUGUAACUUUUGCUCCUUUCAGGAACCACGUGCUGGGUUUAUUGGAAUGUUCCCAAUUUCUCACAGCCAUGUGGUAGAGGAUUUGUUCUUCAAACAAGAGUGAACCUAUUGAAGCAAGAAAACAUACCAUAUGACCAGCCUAACUGGAAGAUAGAUGCUACAAGUACUCCUUGUAUAAAACUCUGUAUACUAAAUAAUUCAGAAAUUUUUUUAAUUUAAUAAACAUUGUAACCACAUUUAAUGGUCUAAAACCCAUAGCAUUUUAGUCACGUCAACCCGCUAACCUGUUUAUCAUGCAGAUAGGAUUUUCUGGGGGAGAUUUGUGCACCAUUUCCCAUUGUAAAACAAGUGUUUUAAAUGUCCUGUACUGCUAAUGAAAUUCCUUUCUCUAUGUCUGAGAGUUCUCCAUUGGAAUUACUAUGCACUUCUUUACGUUUCAUGGGGAUGCACAGAACAAAGUAUUAUGUUCUCUCGUUGUCUGUUUGUACCAGCCUUGAAUUACUUAUGUUUAACCAAAAAAAUGAAAACAAGCAAAUGAAAAAAAAAAAAACACAAAAAACCCACAAAAACAAGACAAAAAAAAAAACCCAACCUCUUAUUUCUAUUGAGUUUUUAAUACUGAGUUGCAAAUUUCAAGGUCUUAAUUACUUUUUUGUUAUGAUUUCUUUGCAAGUUUACAUUUUUUAAUUGUUUAACUUUCUUAAUUUAGUAAUUAAAAAGAGAGCAUUUUACA